AUGUCACUGACUAUUUUCCAGCUCAUAGCAACGUUAGGUGUUCUUCUUAGCGUCUUCAUAUCAUCGACUCACUCACUCUGGCCGAAUUUUGCAGAAAAAUGUAGCGGUGGUGGGUCAAAGCUGAAGUAUUUGUCGGGUGAUGCACUUAUUGACACACCAGGAUGUAUCGGACCAAACAAUCUUCCAUAUCCAAGUGGAACAAUAAGUCGAGCUUUUAAUGGAGGUUCAUCACGAAAAGGCCGACAUAGUCAACUUCCGACGACACUUGAUCCAUUGUUGACACAAUCGACAUUACUGAAUGCAUAUAGAGAAGUCAAUGGUGAAGCAUCUGUCACACGACAAGGUCGAUCGUUAAAUUCACAAAAUCAAUGCGGCGGCACACCGGCAAGAUUGUGCAAAACCAGAUACAACACGACAGCACCAAUGUAUGGAGUGAGUUUGACAUCAGGUCAUCCAGUGACAAUUGUUCAGAAAUUCCCCGAUCUUCUUCAACAAGUUGUCUUUGAAGUUUGCGAAUCAUCCGAAUGUGACGUCGUUCGUGGUGAUUGUGUUCAAACUUAUGUACCGUAUUUGUUCCUCGUUAUUCCACUUGGACCAGUAACUUUGACUGGACAAGAUUACAUUCUUGUUGAAAGCGGAUGUGUUUGCAAGCCGAAAUAUGCGAGUGGUCUUGCUUCUAAUAACGUCAAUGAAGUUCUGCCUUGAUGAUGCAAUCUUAAGCAUCAUCCAGUGAUUCUUUCAAAGGACUUGAACCUGACUUACAUGCAUUCAUAUAAAUUUGGGCUCAAACCCUAAGGGAGAUUAUAUUUCGUUGAAGUUGGUGACGAUUCUUCUUAAGUUUCUAGACAUAAUUAUAAAAAUAUUUAAUUCCUAAAUGAUAAUGAAAUUAUUUAUAAAAAAAUUAAAGUUGUACAUAAAUAUCGUGUAUCAUACCUCGACGGCUAUAAAAACAAAUUAAACAUGAAAUUCUUGAAAAGUAAAUUUUUAUUGGAACUUAAGGAAUUUCAAGGUUUCUUUAUUAAUCUUUUAAUGACAUUAUUCAUUAAUUCGAUGUUUUUUUAAACGAAUUUGAUAAAGUUCAUUGACUUCUUCGUAAACCUUUAGGCUAAAGAGACGAAAGUUAAGCCAUCGGACGGAGCAGAAGCUUCUGUUGGUCUUUCUUUUUCCAGCUUUUUUUUCAAGGCGGCAAUGAAGUAAAUGAUCAAAAUAUAAAUUAGUAGUGGGAGUAACAAUAAAGCAGAUAAUCGUUUUUCAUGAUCAAAUAUCAAAAAAAAUUGAAAUAAUAAUAACAAGCAAAAUUGACUCCCCGUUAUCUUUAGAAACUUUUCAACUUUCUUUGGAUUGCGAUCGUGAAUUCCAAGAAUUAAUUGUCGUGAUAUGUAAGCAAUGGCCAAACUGUAUAUAAAAGCAGUCAGGAAUAUGCAGAACCGACCAAACUUAUUAUAUCCAUGAUUGCUUAAUAAAGCGUCCAAUAGCAACUCUUUUAAGAAUAAAGCAGAGAUAACUGCGGCGACACUUGAAAUUGAACAGAAAAACCAUCCACACAAUUCUCCAAAUCUUUCCAAAGUGAAGCAACUUUCCUUCUCCAUUUUUUUUAGUUUUUGUUUGAACACUAAAGUUAAGUUAAAUUGAUGAAUUUUUGACGGCUUAAAUUUUUUAUAAAGAAGGCUACACGUUUACCUUUCUUCACAUCAAAUGACACACUAAAACUUUGAUGAGUUUGUAACUGAU
Messenger RNA from Clunio marinus, 1731 nucleotides. The record is from the annotation of a GenBank genome assembly. Lineage: Eukaryota; Metazoa; Arthropoda; Insecta; Diptera; Chironomidae.